GACCACAGAGAGAGGAAAACAUCGUUUAUGACAGACAUUUGGUCCUCGGUCAGAUCUGCUGCAACGAGAGAAGCUGCCUCAAUAAUCAAGCUGGGUGUGGUGUUAAAGAAUCUGCUUCCACAAUGGAGGAAACCAGUAUUGAAGAUUCAUUUGUGGAUCUUUACUGUGAGGAAGAAGAGGACCCUGCAUCAAUAACAUGUGCUGCCUGUGAGGCUGACUAUCAUGAAACUGGUGCAGAUGGUAAUGCUGUUUGUCGUCAUGUGAAGACAACCGUGUAUAAUAUCAGCCAUGAAUUAGUGUCUCAGCCUCAGGAGACUCCUGUUGGGAUAGUGGAGAGCUACAUCGUGAUCAACUGCAGAGAGGAAGAAACUUUACAAGAGACAACAGACACAAACGACUCAACAGAGAUCAGGGAUUUCCAAGGAAAGCAAAACCUUGAAGAAGAAAGAAAAAAACAACAUAACAAGCUUGAGAGCCUUCUGGAGAAUCUGGGGUUGGAGCAGUACUACAGUGAGAAGCUAUCGUUAAGUGAAAUACUUGGGAUUGAUGAGAAGACAAUUACUGAUGACCCUGGCAAAUGGAGAUCAAAUGUCCCAUUUUAUUUCCUUAAGAAAUUGGUGAUGGUUAAUGUGACUGCAAGGAAUGUGAAAGCUGUGUCAUGUGACUCAAAUGAUCCUCCAUCUGAGUCAAACUGUGAUGAUGAAUCAGAGACUGCAGAGUGCAAUUUUGAGGAUCUGUUUGACAGCCCAAAUAAGGCUGAAAAGUUUAACCCCCUUGAUAUAAUCACUGCUCUCUUUCUAUGUUCUGAUUAUUUUGUUCAGCAAGAGUUAUCACUAAAAAUGUCCAUGUGUCAGUUCUCUGUUCCUCUGCUGCUUCCCAACUGUGACACAGAGCAGUGCACCCUGAUGCUGUGGGCCAUGAGAGACAUUGUUAAGAAGUACAGACCUCCAGAUCUUUCAAAAUCAAAGGGUUUCAUUGAAGACAGAAUAGUUCUUUCAGAGCUUCCAAUGGUCUCAUUUGUGAGACUGGGUGAGUGUUCCUUGUCCAAAUCAGAGAUCCUCAAUAAACUUCUGAGUAACUCUCAGCAGUACCAUGACACCUUUGUUCACCACAACAUGGAGUGUGGAGACAGUCCAAGAAGAAUAUCCAAUGGACUGACUGAAAUUACCUGGUACCUUCCCUGUGGAAACAAAAACAUGGACAUUUUCAGUGAGCCGGUUGCUAUAGCUAACCUUCGUGGUGAUAUUACUUCAUAUGAAACACAAUUCUCCUUUUUGUGUCAGACAUCUGCAGCAGUUUUUGUGUUCUUUGAUCAGCUGGACUCUGAGUGCAAACUGCUGACUAACAAAACCCACAAAGCAAAGAUCUUCUUGGUGGGAAACCAAAAAAGCAAGAGCCUUACUCCAGAUGCUCUAAAGAAAAUAACAAACACACUGGGCUUGACGAAAAACAACAUAAUUAUAAAAACAAAACAGACAAAUGAUGCAGACUUUGUCAAAUGUUUGAGGAGUACUAUAAGUGGUGUACUUACCAAACCAGAGGUGAAGAUGUCAGUAGAGCAAAUGGCUGAUGUUGCACAUGAGCUGGGAAUUUCAGUUGAUGAAGAUUCUCCUGAGUGCCAAGCUGGGAAGAAAAAUGCAGAUGCCAUCACUGCAGAGAUUGAAGACACCUUUAAAUACAAAGAAAAACAGUUUCCUUUGCAAGGCCAAAUAUGGAAGGAACUGACUUUCUUGGAAAAGGAAGAAUUUCGUCUUCGAAAAGUUGGUUCUGAAAACAUAGAAAACUACAAAAGCAAUAUUGAAAAAAAAAAAGAAGAGCUGCGUAAAAAACAGAACUCCUAUGCUAUGUCAGAUGCUAUAACAUGCUUCAUUAGUGCACUAUCCAGCCCAGACAGGGAGAGCUGUUAUUUUCUGAAAUGGAUGCGAAUGAACCUCGACAACUUGUCUCGAAUAAAACUUUCUGACCUUCGGGAGCUUUACAAGGAAAAAUGCAAAGAUACUGAGAACAAAAAGGAAAUCAAAGAAAUCGACCGACAACUUUCCAGUUGCUCACUGGGAACUGAGCAUUUCUUCCGUGAAAUGGGUCAGAUCUACGAAGCUUCUCUUUACCUUCCAGAAACACACGUAUCACGUCAACAACUGCAACAUCUGCCCAAACUCUGUGCUCAGUUGUUGCUGGAUGGGUUUCCUCUUGAGCUUGUAGAUGGAGAUGCUUCCAACAUACCUCUCAGAUGGGUGAGUGAUGUUCUCUCUCAGCUCAAUGACUUGGUGUCUCCAAAGAACAAGAUCCUGGUAGUCACAGUUCUUGGAGUUCAGAGCACAGGAAAAUCCACUCUCCUUAACACCAUGUUUGGAGUGCAGUUUGCAGUCAGCAGUGGUCGAUGCACUCGAGGUGCCUUCAUGCUGCUCAUCAAAGUCCAUGAAAAUAUCAAAAAUGUUCUCAAAUGUGACUUUGUGGUGAUCAUCGACACUGAAGGCUUAAAGUCACCAGAGCUCGCUCAACUGGACAACAGCUAUGAGCAUGACAAUGAACUGGCAACACUUGUUGUUGGGCUGAGUGAUAUCACCAUUAUCAAUAUUGCAAUGGAGAAUUCAGUAGAAAUGAAAGACAUCCUGCAGAUAGUGGUGCAUGCUUUCCUUCGGAUGAAGGAGGUCGGAAAAAAGCCUAAAUGUCAGUUUGUUCACCAGAACGUUUCUGAUGUUUCAGCCCAUGAGAAGAAUCUACGAGACAGGAAGCUGCUCUUAGAACAGCUGAAUGAGAUGACCCAGGCAGCAGCUAAAAUGGAAAAGAAAGAGGAGAACAAGAGCUUCACUGAUGUCAUGGAGUACAAUCCAGAGACUGGGAACUGCUACAUUCCUGGACUCUGGAAUGGAAACCCACCAAUGGCACCAGUCAAUGCAGGAUACAGUGAGACUGUCUAUGAGCUCAAAAAUAACAUCAUCCAACUGCUGGGAAGGUGUGGGCCAACUUCUAACAACAUCUUGGAGUUCAGAGAGUGGAUAACCAGCCUCUGGAACGCAGUAAAACAUGAAAACUUCAUCUUCAGCUUCAGAAACAGCCUGGUAGCUGAUGCUUACAUGAGGCUCUGCACAGAGUACAACAAAUGGGAGUGGAAGUUCAAAAAAGAAAUGUACACCUGGGUUACCAAAGCAGAAACUAAAAUUUCUAAUUUUGGUACAGUUGCUGCAACAUCUGAGAUAUCUGACAUGAAGGAUUUCAUCACUGUGUUGAAAAGUGAAGCAGCCACAGAGCUGACCAAGUGGGAGACAAUGAUUCUUGACAACCUGAAAAAAUACUUUGAGCAGGCACAAGGUCACGUUUAUCUGGUUGAAGGAUACAGAGAGGAAUUUUCCAACAGCAUAAAGAGUCUUCGAAGGCAAACUGAAAGCUCAGUGUUUAAUCAGCUCACAGCAGCAGCUGACAUCAAACAGGGAUUGAAAGAACUCGAUAAAAUCAAGGCAACUUAUACAGAAGAAAUUGAGAAAGCAGUUUGUACAUUAAUUGAUAAAUGCCGAAUGAAAAAAGUGAAAAUGGCAGACAGAGAGCUUGAUGAAAGUUUUAAUAAGAUGUGGACUGAAACACUAAACACCUUGGCUUUCUAUGAACAGCAGACUUCAAAUAUCUUCACCAGUGUGUCCCUUCAGUUGAGAACAAAUCUUUCACACAAGGGAAGUCAUGCAUGUGAACUGCUGAGUAUAAAAAACCUGCAAGACUGUGGACUGGAGGCUUUUAUAUACACACCCAAAGGAGUGAGAAAAAACAUCAAAAACAAAGUAAAGGGAUGGUGGACCUCGACAGACCCUGUAAAAGCAAGACAAGAAACAGCUGACAGCAUCAUUUCUGCUUGCAAUGACUCUGUUAGUGACAAAAUUAAGAAAAAAACUAAUUAUCAUGAUACUUACAUCCAGGAGAUCCUUCACAUCAUUGAUGAGAGGCUGAGCAAUGCUGAUGUUGACACUGAGUUUGAAGUUUCUCUGAAACAGCACAUCUGUGGAUAUGCAGCCAAGGAGUUUCAGAAAAUGCAUGAAGAUUUUAUACAAGAAAAUGAUCCUUACAGAUGUCUGCAGAAAAACAAGGAAAAGUUCUGCACUGCUUUCAAAGAUGUGUUCUAUAAACGAGACCAAUGCCAGAAGAAAGCUGAAGAAUUCACCAACCAAUGUCUAAAACCUGCUGUGGAAGACUUCAUCCAUCGUUCUCUUGGCCUCAACAUAAUUGAUGAAAUGCUGACAAGAGAGGAGUUCAGCACACGAAUGUCCUUCCAGUAUUCAGUUUUAGUGGACUUGAUUUCAAAGAAUGAAUUUGAACUUUAUCUUUACUACAUCUGCUCGUAUGAAGAAUAUUUAAAAUCCCAGAUAUUCGACAGAAUAAAGGAGCACUUUUCUGAGGGUUCUAUUUUAAGUGAAAUUGAAAACAGACAUCUUGAGUCAAGCAUCGGCAACAUCGAUAGUGCAAUCAAAAAGGCCAUACCAACUGGUAGUCUGAAGACAUUUGUUAAAGAUAUCUGCAAAGAACUUGGUGAUAAACUGGUCAUUUCCCAGGAUGCUCUUGGUGCCUUCAUGGUUCUGAACAAUGCUGACCAGAAACAGUUUUCUCACUGGCUCACAGUGUCUGUGAAGGACAUGGCAGGUGCUCUGAUUGCAGAGAUUCAGGACAGACCCUUUGAAACCAAACUGAAGCAUCUCCAUGUGAAACCCCAUAUUGAUCUUUUCAACAGAGUGAUUGGUUGUGGCCACCAGUGUCCAUUCUGUUCUGUACCCUGCGAUGCAGGUGGAAAAGCCCACACUGAACACUUUGCUUCACUGCAUCGUCCACAGGGUUUAGGUGAGCACAGGUGGGCUGGAACAGAGCAACUUAUGACUGACAUCUGCUCUUCUCUGGUUGUCAGUGGAAAGACUUUUUGCUGCAAUACCACAAAGGAUGAAUGGCACCUUUACAAAAAUUAUAAGGAGACCUACCCAAACUGGGACAUUCGUCCAGAUGUAAGUCUUGAGGCAUCAGACUACUGGAAAUAUGUGAUGGCCAAGUACAACAAUGAAUUUGCUGCAGCAUACAUGGCAAAUCCAGCUGACAUUCCUACUUUUUGGAAGAAUAUCACAAAAGAAGAGGCAAAAGAAAGCCUUAAAGUGUCAUUUAACAUCAAGUGAGAAUAGAGUUUCCUAUUUAGGAAUUUGUAGUCUUAGGAAGAUAAAAUCUGGCACUUGAAAACAUUUUGAUUAACAUUAUUUGAAAAUAGGAGAAACAAACUAUUUUAAUACCCAUAAAAAGUUGUGCUAACCUGUUGCACUUAACCCUCCUGCAGUCCUGGCUAAGCACUAGAACAAAGCGAGGCAGAUGUCACGGGAGGCGCCAGAAAGAACUGCACCCGGGGUUGCUCUGACCCUCGCAGGACCAAAAAGCUAGGCCAAGGGGAAAACUCGAGUAGCGCACGCGGGGUCCAUGCGACCCCUCCAAGACUACAGGAGGGUUAAGAAACACAUUCAUAAACGUAUUAUUGUUGCUUCUUAAUGCUUUAGAAUGACCUGCUUUUCUUUUAAUUCUUAUGUAUGUGGAGAAAUUUAUUUUGAUGUAUCCUAUUCAAAGAUUUGUGUUCAUGCUUCCUAUUUUGCCUCCUUGAAGUUUUCUGUGUGCCAGUUUUGCUUGAAUGUUUAUACAUGUUUACCAUAGACAAAAAUAGUGUCAGGUUGUACCCAUGUUUGGUUUUAUAAUGGCUUUACUUUUUUGUGUAGAAAUCUUGGUUCAAAUAUCAACACUUUGUGUAAUGUGUUACUCAAGUCUGCAGACUGUUUGUGAAUGUCUUUAAUGUUUCAAUGAUAACAAUCACUUUAUAGCAAAAUAAAUAAUAAUGUAACAGAUUUACCAUAAUUUAUUUACAUAAGUUUACUUUCCUUUUUACAAUUGCUUACAAUGUUACUUUUUUGUCCUGUUUUUAAUUCACUGUUAAGUGAGGAUUUGAAAUUAAGCUGGAAAACCAGGAAAACAUGAAGGCUGAGUAACUGACUAAUACAGAACCAGAGUUACUUAUCAAACUGUCACAAAAACAACAGGUCAUAAUCCUGGCAGAAAGAUAAUAUGACCUUUAUUACAAUUCUUCCUGCAAAGUGUUAUAGAAGUCAUCUGAGUCUUAUUUAUUCCAUUACUAUACUUUAAAUAUUUCUUUUCAGAUGUAUUUCGUGUUUUCAUUUUGAUCAUGGAUUUGUUUUGUUUUUCAUUACAUAAAAGAAACUACUUAGAUCUGUAACAGGUAUAACAUAUCACAUCUUGUCCAAUUAAUAUCUAGUUGCUGUUUAACUAUAAUGAAACAGGAAGUGUACAAUAAGAAAACAAAUGUAGAGUGCUCACCUUUACUGUCUUGAAUCAUUUCUCUGCAAAUAUUUUGCUAUUAACAUGAUUAUUAAUAGUUUUGUUUUAUAUUUUCUUGUGUUUAAUGAUUGUUUUUGUUUCUCUUGAGGGAAUACAAUUAUAAAGAUCUCUAGUUUUGGUAAUAAAAUCACCUCAUUGUUAAAUUGAAAAA
Messenger RNA from Girardinichthys multiradiatus, 6511 nucleotides. RefSeq names its product interferon-induced very large GTPase 1. The coding region runs from base 123 to 5144 and encodes 1673 amino acids. The record is from RefSeq and is a predicted model, not a curated record. Gene Ontology annotation, molecular function: GTP binding; GTPase activity. Lineage: Eukaryota; Metazoa; Chordata; Actinopteri; Cyprinodontiformes; Goodeidae. The transcript has 5 exons.